Molecule: messenger RNA, 554 nt
Organism: Actinia tenebrosa (Australian red waratah sea anemone)
Lineage: Eukaryota; Metazoa; Cnidaria; Anthozoa; Actiniaria; Actiniidae
Product: mitochondrial import inner membrane translocase subunit Tim13-A
Source: RefSeq, a predicted model, not a curated record
UACUCCAUGUGUUCAGAUCUCAAAAUUUGCUGAAGAUUUUUGCAGAAAAAACAGCUUUAAAAUGUCUGAUUUUGAUAUGGGUAGUAGUUCAGCUGGUAUGCUGGACAGCUCUAAGAGAGCACAGCUCAUGGAUCAAGUCAAGAGCCAGAUCGCUGUAGCUGCUGCUCAGGAAUUAUUACAAAAAAUGUCUGAUAAAUGUUUCAAGAAAUGCAUAUACAAACCAGGAACAUCACUGGACAACUCUGAGCAGAAAUGUAUAGCGUUAUGUAUGGAUCGAUAUAUGGACUCAUGGAACACAGUAUCAAGAGCAUACAAUGCAAGAUUACAGCGCGAACAUAGCAUGGGACAUUGAAUAUUGCCUUUUGUUGAUUUGCUCUUUUCAGUGAGGGUCAGGGGAUGGGUUUAUAUUUCCUGUGAGACAGAUAUCGCUUUUGAAUACAGUCUCACAAUCAAUGCACACCACUGUUUUUGAAGACUAUAGACUAGUUUGUUAAAGUUAAGCCUAGUUUAAAAGUCAGUAAUAUAUACCAUUAAAAAUCAGUUGGACGUCAAAA